AUGUCUGCCGGCCCAGGAGCUGCGGUCCCCGUCACAAGCACGAUAAGGGACAGUCAGCCGUCGCUUGGCGGCGGAGCGGCCGCGGAGGGCGGAGAGGCGGCGGAGCGAGGAGGAGGGGGGGCUGGCGAUGGCGGGGGGAGGGAUGGGGUGGGGCGAGAAGGCGCGGGGAACGAUGGCGCGGGGAACGAUGGCGUGAGGGGAGACGAGGAGACGCUGCGGCGACUGAUGCAAUCGGAGCUGCUGUUUGACGUCGGGGCGGAGAAGAGCCCACUGGUGUACUGUGACGAGUACAACGUGCGCCUCUUUGGCAUCGAGAAGCUGCAUCCCUUUGACUCGGGCAAGUGGGGGCGCAUAGUGCGCUUUCUCAUUGAUGACGGGCGCAUACUGCCUCACCAGGUGGUGCACCCCAGGGCUGCUACCCACGACGACCUGCUGCUGGUGCAUUCUCACGAGUACCUGGACAGCCUUCGAAGCAGCUUCAAUCUCGCCACCAUUGGAGAGCUGCCUCCACUGGCGCUCUUCCCCAACUUCGUCCUCCAGCAUCGAGUCGUGCGCCCCUUCCGAUACCAGGCAAGGUGGGGGGCAGUGUGCUGGCAGCGAAGCUGGCAGUGGAGAGGGGAGCAGCGGUGA
Messenger RNA from Closterium sp. Yama58-4, 630 nucleotides. Lineage: Eukaryota; Viridiplantae; Streptophyta; Zygnematophyceae; Desmidiales; Closteriaceae. The record is from the annotation of a GenBank genome assembly.